ACGCUCUGCUUAUUUGUUAACUGCCCACGCUACUACUAGAACAACCGUUAAAAGGGGGGCAAAACUGCAGCCUUUGGCGAGAAACGAGUACAUACACCGAGGGCUUCCCUUCCCUUUCUCUCCCCUCCCCCGGCAAGAGCUAAAGUUGGCGCUAAAAAUCAGAGGUCGCCGCUUCCGAGCAACGGCGGAGCCCCAACGAGCGGGGAAGGAGCCUUAGCAACCUCUCAGCUCCUGGCGGCGGCGCAGGGAAAGGCGGGCCACCUCGUCCUCUCCCGCAAGGCCCUCCGGCCCGCACGGUGUCUCUCGUGAGGAACCCUCCGGCAGUUCAGGUGUCUCUGCCGGCUGCGGGGGACGUGACUCGCGUCCAUUGCUUUGGCCAUGGAGCGGUUAACGUUGCAGCCGGGGGCUGCCGCCGCCAUCGACGAAUACCUGGAGUACCGGAGAAUUGUUGGUGAAGAUGAUGGAGGGAAGCUCUUUACCCCUGAAGAAUACGAACAAUACAAGAAAAGAGUGUUACCAAUACGACUUCAAAACCGAUUGUAUGUGAGCUGGAGAUCACCAACUGGCAUGGACUGUAAACUUGUGGGCCCAGAGACCCCAUGUUUUUGUACUCACAGGUAUAAGCAACACAAAACAGAUUUUGAAGUGAUUCCAAAGGAACGUCCUAUUUCUGUCCCUUGUAAGGUGAGCCGAUGCCUCUGCAGAUCUUUUAACUUUGUCCCUCUCAAUGGUACUCAGCCCAUCCGUUGUCGUUGUAAGCAUUUUGCUGACCAGCAUAGUCCAGCACCUGGAUUUCCAUGUGAAACAUGUUCUAAAUGUUCAGGGUUUCACAGUUGCUUUACCUGCGGAUGUGGCCAGCCAACAUAUGCUCAUGAAACAGUAGUGGAAACAAAAGAAGAGCGCUUAGCACAAGGAAAACCAGUGGGGCAAGAUGUCCCUUAUGCUGCAAUGGGAGGACUAACUGGCUUUAGUUCACUAGCAGAAGGCUACAUGAGACUUGAUGAUAGUGGAAUAGGAGCACCAUCAGCUGAAUUACUAAAUGCUCCUGUAACCAGCACAGAUCAUCUCUUUUUAAGAGCAUUUGAAGGGCCUUCCAGUUCCAUAGGAGCACAGUCCCAAUUAACAGAUGGAGGUGCAAGUACAGCAAUGCAAGUUUCACGUUUAAGGAGACCUGAGGAAGAUGAUAUGGCUUACUUUGAAAGGCAGUAUCAAGCACGGCUAAAACAAGAGAAGGCUGCAAAACAGAAAGGAAAAGGCCCGGCCUCAUUAAAGAAUUAAUAAUCAAUAAAACAAAGGAGUAUGCUUAAUUGUCAUUUAUCAGGACUUCCCAAUGACAAUCCUGUAUUGUUACUACUGUUUUGUUUCUAUUAAUUAUGCUGUAUUAGGUAUUUUCAGCCAGAAAAUUACAAAGUAUUUUGAUCUGGAAAUGACAAAUUCAGAAGAAAUGGAAUGGUUCUGAUAGUGAGGCAAGAUGUAGUACAGGCAGUUAGGGUCUAUAAUACAAAAUCUGACCAGAAAAUAUUCAUUAGGCUUCUGAGAAAACCUAUCAACACAACCACUAUUCAGAUCUAUGCAUCCACCACAGAUGCUGAAGAUGAAAUGGAACACUU
Pogona vitticeps (central bearded dragon) is the source of this 1610-nucleotide messenger RNA. It is a transcript of the gene FAM221A, whose product is annotated as family with sequence similarity 221 member A. Lineage: Eukaryota; Metazoa; Chordata; Lepidosauria; Squamata; Agamidae. The record is from RefSeq and is a predicted model, not a curated record.